Molecule: messenger RNA, 2271 nt
Organism: Fonsecaea multimorphosa CBS 102226
Lineage: Eukaryota; Fungi; Ascomycota; Eurotiomycetes; Chaetothyriales; Herpotrichiellaceae
Exons: 3
Coding region: 1-2271 (756 amino acids)
Biological process (GO): DNA-templated transcription; regulation of DNA-templated transcription
Molecular function (GO): DNA binding; zinc ion binding; DNA-binding transcription factor activity, RNA polymerase II-specific
Source: RefSeq, a predicted model, not a curated record
AUGUCCACUUCACAGUCCGACCCAGCAAUAACCUCGCCAGUGGUCCAGAAGAAGCCACGCCAUGUUCCUCGGCGGGUCCCCCUAAGUUGUGAGCCUUGCAGAAGGCACAAAUUGAAAUGUGAUCGGGGAAUCCCAUGCAGUACUUGCUCGCGGUACAACCGUGAAGAGUUGUGUCUGCUAAAUCCUGCGGCCCCGGGAGGGAAAAAGACCGGCUCGUCGCAACCCAGGCAAAACGACCAGAGUCGACCAGGUCGCAUUGUCGAAGCUACUGAUGCGAGUCAACCUGUUGCGGCUGCGGCUGGUGAGAGGUCCUCGCGGCAAGGAGCAGGCAAUCCUUCAGGCAACGGGUGGUCAGCUGCUCUGAGCCACGAUUCCGUUGCGGACGUUCCGGCAACCCAGCAGCAACGACGCGGACGCGGUCAAUUGGUCGAAAGUGUCAAUGUGGUGGCGGCAACCAAGUCAUUGUCUGCCAGGCGUCAGCACCCAUCUUCCGCCGGAGAUGCUGGCACAGACGGAAGGUCAGAGGGUGCCAUGAGCAUUCUCUUUCCGCAGACUCUGCCACUCCUGCAAUUUUCCAGUGGCCACGAUGGCAGUAUCUUGGAAACAUUGAUGUUCGCGGACGAUGAACUACAAUGGAAGAGACUCCUGGUUAAAUUGCUCCCGACUCGGACUCAAUCAGACAUACUCCUCAGUUACUUCAUUGAGCACAUCAACUGGCUUUUCCAGACGGUCCAUAUUCCCACAUUCCGAAAAGAGUAUGCGACCUUUUGGGAUGGGGCGGUCGAAGAUGCAGAUCUGCCGUGGAUGUCGUUGUUGUUCACAAUAUUGUCCUUGAGCGCACUAUAUAUCCCUGUCGAUGUUGUCCAGGUGGUCGGUCUUCAACGAGAGUCCAUUCGACGAUACUCUCACGUAUGGCAUCGUGCGUGCCUCCAGGCUCUCCAGGCUGGCAAUUACGAACGAAAGCCUACUCUUUCACAAUUGCAGACUUUCUCCGUCACACAGUUGUAUUGGUAUGCCACCAAUGACAUAGAGACCAUCAAUUCACGGAUGGGCCAAGCUAUUCGAAAUGCUCAAGCUCUGGGCCUGGACAAGGACCGCACACCGUCCAGGAAUAUUGGCGACGAGAUGAGACAUCGUCUAUGGUGGGAUCUCGUGGACUCCGACACAUUUCAGUCCAUAUGUCUUGACAGACCACCCUUGAUCCAGGCGCACCUGGCCCAUGUACCGCUUCCACUGAACUGCAACGACCUCGACCUGGGCGCAGACUUUGCACAUGCGAAGCCCGUGGAUGAGCCGACUACCAUGAGCAUGAACAUCUAUCGGGCGAAGAUAUUCCAGCUCAUCAACAGGGCGCUGGUGACGGACCCGUCACAGCUCCAGUCCUACAGCGCAGUCGUCGACAUUGACCAGCAGCUUGUGAAGACCAUGGACGAAUUACCCUGGUAUUUCCAACUCGACCACGGCGGAAAGGCCAAAACGUUUGCUGCCGCCCACGACUUUCUGACAUGGCAGAACCACAUUCUACGUACCUGCGUCAGUACCCAGCGGAUUCGCAUGUAUCGUCCGUUUCUCGACAACGUCACGAGCGCGUUCGACACGUGCAUUGGUGCCGUUGAGGAUGCCUUGACCGUCUACCGGGCUCUUCGCGACAACAAGCCAAUCGGUACGCAGCAAAAGUUCUUCCCGCAGGCAUAUCAGAUUUUCUCCGUCGCCGUGACGUUGGCGGCGUUGCUUCUCGUCGAGCGGACCAUCCCAAAUGCGGCUCGAUUUCGAGUCGACAUCCAAAGCAUGGCGGCGGAUCUGGGUCUGCUGGAGGCCCAGGCGUGUCCCGUUCCCGUCGCCGUCAACGGGCGCAAUGUCCUCCUCGAAAUGAUUUCCUUGUUCGAGCAAGAUGAUUCCUGCUCACCCCAAGAUGCCGAACGGCUCGUCCCGGACAUCUCAAUCAUCCUUGGGGGCGAGAAUACUACCCGUGCCUACCUUGGGCGACGGACCGCGGCGGAGACACCCCACCACCGGAGAACGCAGACGCAGCCAGGGGACGACAUUGGUCUCGGUGGCGUCGAUGAGCAGAUCCAAGGCUCGGAGAUCACGACGGGUCAACUCACAAAUACGCAGCUUAUCGACCACGAUCUUUCCUUGACGCCUCUCAUUGGCGGCGGCGCAAAUGGACUUUUCGACCUGGACGACUUUCACCUCGGCGACUCUUACGGCCUGUUCAAUUGGGACAUGACCGGUUUGUUGUCGGAUGCUUUGGCGAACGGGAGGCAGUGA